AGGCGAGGCUUCCAGUGUCUGUAGUGACAGCAUGGAUCCAGACAGUGGGGUGGACACACAGCGUGCUCUCAGCCUGCAGUGGAAGAGCUACAAGCUCAUUCAAGACCCAGCCAUCCGCAGGGUCACCCAGAAGAUCUACAGAUAUGAUGGCAUUCACUUCAGUGUUCCUGAUUCAGGGUUUCCUCCUGUGGGGGAAUUACGUGACCCCCGACCACACAGGAUCUGGUCCAGGCACACAGAUUUGUCUCUGCCUGUGCCAAAAUUUAAGUUGGAUGAGUAUUAUGUGGGGCCCAUUCCACUGAAGGAGGUGACUUUUGCCCGGCUGAAUGACAACAUCAAAGAGCCUUUUUUAGCAGAAAUAUGUGGCAAGUUUGGUGAGGUGGAGGAAAUGGAGAUCUUGUUCCACCCAAAGACCCGCAAGCACUUGGGUCUUGCUCGUGUUGUGUUUACCAGCACCAGGGGGGCAAAAGACACAGUCAAACACCUGCACAACACCUCGAUCAUGGGUAACAUCAUCCAUGCCCAGCUUGAUAUCAGAGGCCAGCAGCGGAUGAAGUACUAUGACCUGAUAGUGAACGGGUCCUACACUCCUCAGACAGUACCCACUGGAGGGAAAGCCCUGGCAGAGAGACUGCAGCCUCUGACUGCUGGCCAUCCUGACACGUCUUCUGAUGGUAGACGACGCCUGUCCACAGAUCAAAUGACAGUGUCAGCUGCUUUGCCUCCUCUCAACCACGCCAGCACCACUCCUUGUUCCGUGGACACAGGUUUCAGUGAGCAGCGGCUGGAUACAACACCAUCCUCACUGGGGGGGCCUUACACCCCAGGUUCUUCUGCCUCUUCACAGGGAGGGGGCACACCCUACACCCCUCGCUCUGGGACACCCUUCUCUCAUGAUUCAGGCUACUCUGUGGGAAGGCAUGGUGGUUAUAGCAGUAGUUACCCUGCGCAGGACAUGCUGGCAUCUUCCUCCUGCUCUUCCUCAGUGGUUUCUUCCUCAUCCUCCCUUGGUGGGCACAAGUCGUCUCGUUACCAUGAUGACCAUCUGGCUCCUCCCCCACAGGAGUCUACGAUGUUCCACAGGGGACGUUCAGGUUAUCCCACGCUUUCUGCACCCUUUCGCCUGAAUGAACACCCCUGCUACCCCUCGUAUCCAAAUACAGGGGGGGUCCAUAUGCCACCACACCAGCCUUUGCCACCCCCAGUCCCUCAGUACGAACCUCCCCCUAUUUCCGACAGAGAGCGAGACAGAGACAGAGAGAGGGGUUCCAGAGACAGAGAACGGGAACGAGACAGAGACUCAGGGGGGCGUUAUGGAGGUGGGAUUAGCUCAAGACGUUCCUCAUAUCACCAUCAGCUAGACACAACCUCCUCAAAAUCCUCCUACCAUUCCCACCAUUCACACCACUCCCAUCAUACAGAGCGGCGAGAGGACCGGGAGGGCCGGCCGUACCGGCGAGAUAGUUCUGGUUCCCGCUCUGGAGAUCACGGAAGACACCGUAACCACCACCACUCUCACAACCAUCAUUGGGCUGGAGGGAAUAGGCGCCAGAGCAGCCGAGAUCGAGACUGGGAGCGGGACAGGGACGGAGACAACUGCAAUAGUUCAGACCCUCGUUACAGCGGCCAUUCCAGCACCAGCCAUCGGUCCUCUAACAGUCUCUCCCCACCUCCAGCGUCAUCCUCGUAUACCGUCUACCCUUCUUCCAAAGACCUCUCUGCUCACGAGAACAGCUCCUCCCGACUUGAACCAUCCACUGUGUUCCGCUCACAGCAGGGCAGGACUGGCACAGUGGAGAGGACAGGCGGGGGAGCAGAUAAUAAUUACAGGGCACAAUCGCACCAUGUGCCUCUGCCACCUCCCCCACCUCCCCCUCCUCCCCUUCCUCCAGCUUCAGUCAUCGCCGCCGCUGUGGCUGAGACGCUGGAUGUGCUGGACUUUAGGCAUGAGAGCCCAGUACCAGAGGAGCAGUGGACCAAACCCAAACGCCGUCCCAGCACACCUCCCCAGCCCCCUCGCACCCCUCUUCCUCCAUCCUCACCUCCUCCCGCCAUCCCCUCAUCCUCCACCUCUCCGUCCUCCACCUCCCUACCUCACCACCUCCCCUCUUCUUCUCCCUCUCCGCUGCUCACACAGCGGGACUCCUCCCCAGAGCCUGACUCAACCAAUGAGAGUUUGCCAUUCACACACCACAGCAGCAGUCUGGACUCGCGCAUAGAAAUGUUACUGAAGGAGCAGAAGGCCAAGUUCUCUUUCCUGACUUCAGAUGAUGAAGAAGAUGAGAGGAAGGAAGAGGAGAAGAAAAGAAGAGAUAUACUGGAACCAGAAGGAGGAGGAGUCAUAGAAGAAAGCAGGUCUGCUAAACAGAGAGAGGAAAAUGGGGAGAGGGACAGACAUCGGAAAAGAGGGGAGAUGGACGGAGGCCAGCUCCGAAGGAGAGAAAGGGAAAGAGAGAGAGAAGGCAGACGCAGCAGGGGUAAAAAGCAGGGAGGAGGGAGUGGGAGGAAGAGCCCCACAGAGAAUAUGGUUCCUGAGCUCUCGUCUUCCUCUACUCCACUACUCCAAGGCCUGGUUACCAGUUCUCCACAAGCUGUGACCCCGGUCUGUGGGUCAGGGCACCUCCAGGAGGACCCAUCCCUUUCUGCACCUGCUGAUUCGCACGUGAAAGUAGGUGCCCACACACCGCCAGCAUACAAUGGAGAGGCACAGCCACUUUCUCAUUCUUCCGGUGAGGACAUGGAGAUUUCGGAUGAAGAAGAUGAAAGCACCAUCUCUGGGGCAACACCACAUCGCAGUGCUGUUUCUUCCUUAUCUCCAACUCCAACCUCUCAGUCUGCCCUCCCCACCCAGACUGCAGACACUUCUAGCAGCUCUCCACCACCUAUGACUGACACUGCCCAGCAUUUCAGCACUACCCUGCCUCCUCCACCUAUACCUUCUUACCCUCCCCACCUGCCCCCACCACCCCUGCCUGGCUUCUCUUUGCAACCACCCCCACCUCCAGGUAUCCCUCCUCCACCACCCCACAUGGAGCUUCACCCAGAGUACCCCCCUCCCCUUCCCCACCACAUGUGUGACUACACCAGCUCCAUGGAGUUGAUGACCCAGUACAGUGGCGGAGCGCCAAUGUCCUUCCAAAUGCAGACGCAGAUGCUCAGCCGCCUGCACCAGCUGCGUAUGUCCUCCACCAAUGAGAGCAGCGAGCCCCCGCCCUCCUACCAUCUCCACUCUAUGCCCCCCCCCCACGCUCUGCCGCCCCAUCCAGCCCAGUCAUACAUGGACCAGGAUGGCUCAGGCAGCAGCCACUAUGACCAGGACCAUCGGUAUAUACCUGCCCACAUACCUUACGCCUACCCAGACCCCCACGCCGCUCAGCUCCCCCCCCCUCACCAUCAUGGCAUCCCACCCCCUCACUCCCCCUGGGCACCACAUGUCCUCCCACAACACUACCCCUCCCAUUACCCCCCACCGCCGUUUGGGACGUUGUCUGCUGAUGGAGCCCAGUUUGGGGCAGCAGGCCAGCCAAUGGGCAUGCUAGGACAGAACCCCCAUGAAACCACAGUGCAGCAAGUGUUGGCUGCCUUAAUCCAGGAGAUGAAGAGCAUCAUGCAAAGAGACUUGACCCGCAAGAUGGUGGAGAACAUCGCUUUUGGCACAUUUGACGAGUGGUGGGAACGUAAGGAAAGGAAGGCGAAGCCAUUCCAAAAUGUUGUAAGGGGUGUCUCCACACUGCGGGAGGAGGAGAAAAAGGAAGAGAAGGACAAGAUGAACAGUCGCCCACGGGAGCCACUUAUGUCUCUGGUGGACUGGGCUAAAAGUGGAGGUAUGGAGGGGUUCUCUCUCCGGGGAGCUCUCCGCCUGCCCUCCUUCAAGGUGAAACGGAAGGCACCUCAGGAGUUUGAUGAAGGAGACGAACCGAAACGUCAGAGACCCUCUGCUCGACCUGAUGAAGAAGAUGAUGAUGCAUUUCAGGUCAAAGCGGCUGACAGGACUGGAGCCAGGGCUGAGGGAGAGGACCUUGGUCCGGACAGGGACUCGGUCAGGAGGGGGAAGAGAACGAAGGCCCGUAAAGCUUAUGACCUGGACAGUGAAGGAGAGGAGACGUCUGAUGAAUCCUCCUCGGACAAGGAUGAUGAAGAUGACGACAGUGAAAAAGAGGAUGAAUCAGAGAAUGAAGCCCUUAGUGUAGACAGCGAUGAUGAAAGCCUUUCCUCAUCUUCAGAAAGCACUUCUUCCUCCUCCUGCUCUUCCUCAUCCUCAGAUGAAGAUGAUGAAGAGGAAAUUCAGCGACCAGGGGAAAGUGAGGAGUUGGACACCAUGGAUGAGUCCACAAUGGAUAGUGUGGCAGUGGAUACAGAAAAAGAGGAAGAUGGGGAGAAAUCUUCUGCUCCAAAUGUGGAUGUUUCCUCCCGUGUGCACCAAGUCAAAGCAGUCAAAGCCAAACAAGAGAAUGUGGAGAGAAUCUGUUUGGGAGAUCAGCGGCCUCCCCCAGCAGCCCCUCGCCCAACUUCCCCUGUCCUCCUCCUGCCACCUCUGAAGAAACGUCGAAAAACUGUCUCCUUCUCCAUGGAGGGGAGUGAUGCCAAACCAUCUUUCCAAGCUCCCACUGUCUCUGAUGUCCAUAUAUCUCCUACUGAGAGUUCUCCUCAAUCACUUCUCUUCUCCCCUGCCAAGGGGCAGCCUCCAGACCUCCUUACUCUCACCUCACCAAACAUGUCCACAAGCACAACCCCACCCACAUCCACUAAACCCGUCCCUAUGCUCCUCCCAUUUGCUUCACGUCCAGGGGAGGGUACCACACCUUCUCCCUCCCCGUCCCUCUCCACUGUUCUCACAGUUCCCCCACCUGUGCGCACCCUAUGCCUCGACGAUCCCAAAAAGAGCCACAGUCCACCUACUAGUCAGCAGAUGCCUCCUACCAAAUCUCCUCUGCGUCGUGUGGUUGGGAAGGAUUCACCAAAAGUCCCCAUGACACCUGUCUGCCGCACAGUCCAGAACCUUCCCUUGGAUCAUGCUUCCCUGGUCCGAGUUGCAUUUGAGGAUCCCACCCCUUUUCCUGCAGCACGUCCCCGCGGACGCCCACGGACCGCCAGCCUGCCUGCGUCUGCUCCUACCCAAGCUGUGCUGCAUGAGGAGGACGAAGAUGAUAAGGAGCAGGAAAAACAGGGGCAGAGGCUAGGACUCAGGGAGCAGCUGGGUGUGUCCAGUUUGCUGCAGCUUGCCUCAGCACCUACACCUGACCUGCGAGUGUUGGCGGACGUGGCUCUGAAGAUGGACCCUGAAGCACAGGAUUCUGAGGAAACAGAGACCUCCGACGAAGCAGAGGAGCUGCGGCUGGAGGAGGAAGAAGGUGACAUGUUCUCACCCCAUCCCCGCGAUGUGCUUAUAAAUCCCGAGGGAACAUUUGUCCUGCAGGAGCACAAUUACUGCAAACCUCCUGCCCUAGUGGCUCCGGUGCCUCCCAUGUCCGGCCACAAAAGGACAGCAGCCCAAAAACAGGACCCCACCCUCUUGUUGCCCGCUGACUUGAACCACCACGGUGUGCUUGAGGCGCCAGAGGAGGUGAUAGGAGACCUUCAGAUGGCUGGUGAAGUGUAUGGAGGCCUGUCUGGGAUGGGCCUACUGUGUGAGGCAAGAGACACAGCAGAGACCAAGGUCUCAGCCCAGGGUACCCCAAAAAGAAGAAAGGGAUUGGUCAGCAGGGACCUUCAGCUGGAGGAGGAAGCAAAAGAGAACAAGAAGAGGAGGAAGAAAGACAAAGAAAAUAUGGAGCUUCAUCCAAUGAAGAAACAAAAAGACAAGCAGAUCAAGAAACAGAGGAAGAAGAAGUUAGAGGAGCUGGAUCUGGAGGAGGAUGUGGACGUUGAAGAGCUGGAGCCUGGCGAACUCUCAGACUCUCAGUCAGAUUCUGGUGACUCUGAUUAUGCUCUGGAUGACCAUCUGGACAUGGAGCAGGAUGAAGUGAGAAAGAGUGAGCGGCUCUUCCUCCAGGAGGCUGGGAUGAUCCCUUCCUCCCAGAGCAAGGCUGCGAAGCAGGCGGCAGCAGAGCUUGGGCGUGUGUUUGAGCAGCGCAGCGAGUUUGAGCAGAUGACCAUCCUGUACGACAUCUGGAACAGCGGCCUGGACCUGGAGGACAUGAGACUGCUGAAGAGCACGUAUGAGAAGCUGCUGCAGGAUGACCGUGGCACUGACUGGCUCAAUGACACACACUGGGUCCCACACACAAUCACCAACAUCCCAAACCCACGACGGAAGAGGAAGACCGCGGAUGGACAGCUGCGGGAACAUGUUACCGGCUGUGCCCGCAGCGAAGGCUACUACGCCAUUAGUCGAAAGGAGAAGGACGUUUACCUUGACCUUGACCUUCCUGAAGCUGUGCAGGAAGCAGUGGACUACGACAUUGCAGGCUCCAACCGUUUGCUGUCAGAGAGGCGAUCUGAGCAGAGACGUCUGCUCAGUGCCAUUGGGACUCAGGCAGUUAUGGACUCUGAUCUGCUGAAACUGAAUCAGCUCAAGUUCCGGAAGAAGAAGCUGCGGUUUGGACGAAGUCGCAUCCAUGAGUGGGGUUUAUUCGCAAUGGAGCCUAUUGCUGCAGAUGAGAUGGUCAUAGAGUAUGUUGGCCAGAACAUUCGACAGAUGGUUGCUGACAAUCGAGAGAAACGCUAUGCCCAGGAAGGCAUCGGGAGCAGCUAUCUGUUUCGUGUUGACCACGAUACCAUCAUUGACGCUACCAAGUGUGGAAACCUGGCACGCUUCAUCAACCACUGCUGCACUCCUAACUGCUACGCCAAGGUCAUCACCAUCGAGUCCCAAAAGAAAAUUGUCAUCUAUUCAAAGCAGCCAAUUGGUGUGAAUGAAGAAAUAACUUACGACUACAAGUUCCCCAUAGAAGAGAACAAAAUACCCUGUUUGUGUGGCACAGAGAACUGCCGUGGAACACUCAACUAAAGAGCUGAACGGGCAGGUUUCAUUCCAGCCCUGUCUCCCUCCCUCACUGCAUGCCCCUCCGUACCUCCCUGACUGCGUGCCCCUCCCUAACGCCAAAACUUCCUCACAUCCUCACUCUGACUUUGCCGUUUCUGCUGAGCAUCUGCAGGGUAAAAACAGGCAUAAAAGUCCAGUUCAUGCAGUCAGGCAUGUGCACGGUCACUCCUGCUUUUAACACAUGAACACAUGGGAAAAGCCACACAUGUCACUCUGACAGUUGUUGAGGGGACACACCAUUAACCAGAGGACAGAAUGUGUCCAUGGGGAGUUGGAGAGGCUUUAACUACUUGGUCAUAUUGAUCUCGAUCCUGCCUCCAUGUCCAUUCGGUCCCACCCAACAGCCCAGCCCAGUUCAAACAUUUUCUCCUUCCAGAUGGAGCCAGUGCUUCUCUGUGGUGUUACUGGGUGUCUUAUGUCAGGCCAGAGCUGUCUGACUGGCUGCCUGAGCUGUGUGACUGGCUGCCUGAGCAGCAGGGUGUGCAUUCAGAGUAAUAUCCAUCUUGUACAUUUUGCUAAAGCAUAGAGGAACAGUAUUUCAGAUCACACUCAGUCCAUUUCACACCAAACAAAAGAAUCCCCGGUAAGCCACCAUUCCUCGCAGGUGCAUUAAAGCCUCCAUGUUUAAAAGUGCUACAAAACUCAAGGUAUGCUGGGUUUCGCAUAGGAGGAAGAUGGCUUUCAGAUUCCACCUCUGGCUAAAGUAUUGUGCAUGAAUGCCAUUUUUAAAUUGAGAGCUGUCGACAUCUCCAUGUGAGGUAUUCUUGGCCAUGCCCAGACCCAUGGGAGCAUUGCACAGUCCUUAUAACUGUUGUGUGAACCCACCCUCCCCCUUCCCCUUUUAACAGCCUGUGUUUUGACAAAGAGAGCAGUCGACCACCAACCCACCCACUAGAUGCCCAAUGAUUUUAGCAUUUUUAUGUUAGGUUUAUAAGGUUGGAGUGUUCCAGAGAAUAAAGUUGAUGUAGUGUUUUCUUUUACUGUAUUAAUAUUUGCUCUGAAAUCAUUUAAAUUUAGAAAUGAUACACGAGAAUAUCUUUGCCUAAGUGUUUUGGCACAGUAUCAGAAGACAUAACCAUUGUUUAAACUUAUUGCAGACUGACGAGGAUUGAAUGGAGUUCAUUCUCCUCUGGUAAAUAUACACUUCCACAGUUACUUUUAGUAGCACAUUAACUCUUCAAAAGACAUUUUAUGAAGUCUUUAAGUCCAGUUUAUAUAUAAAACAUGAUUAAGUUUGAGAUCCCCUUUUGCAUUGGUGGAAAAGUCUGGGCAGGCAGGUUUCCCACCCCCACUAAUGCUGAGCAGGAGCAUCUUGUGUGAGUGACAGGACUCAUCCAGGCCAAGUUACAGGAUUCAUCCAGACCAAGAGACUGUUCAGGUUGAUGUCUUUAGUGUGGUCACAUGAACAGGAGGGAGAUAUAUAUCCUUCUUGUCUGUAAGUAGUCAGUUCUCAGCUCAGGCAGUGUUGCGUAGUGUGUGUCAGAUAGCUGAUUUCCUCAUUAUAGUUUUUCUUUUUGAAACGUUUUAACUUGUCAAAAGACUCUAUUAGCAUUUGGAUCCUGUUGGGAGGAAUCUCUGUAAUAUGUGUAUAGUUCCUGCAGAUGUCUCUCAGUACACACUGACUUUCAGAAGCAUAAUGAUAAAAAGAAAAAACAAACAAAUGAAAAGAAAUGCGUGUAAAUAUUGUAGAGGUGUUUGUUUCUUGUAGAAACACACGUUCCAUUCUGUAAAUACGUUCUUCUUAUGUCCUACUUUCCAACCACAAGAAAAAAAAUGUACAUACAUACCAUUCAAUUACCUUGUUUUUAUUUUUUCCUUCCAAUUUGAUGUAUUAUUUUAAUAUUAUUUUCAAUAUUUCUCUUGUAUUAAUACGUUGGACCCUUAUUAAUGGUGCA
Chanos chanos (milkfish) is the source of this 8880-nucleotide messenger RNA. RefSeq names its product SET domain containing 1A, histone lysine methyltransferase (gene setd1a). The record is from RefSeq and is a predicted model, not a curated record. Gene Ontology annotation, cellular component: Set1C/COMPASS complex. The transcript is spliced from 21 exons. NCBI's taxonomy places the organism in Eukaryota, Metazoa, Chordata, Actinopteri, Gonorynchiformes, Chanidae. Gene Ontology annotation, molecular function: protein binding; RNA binding; histone H3K4 methyltransferase activity. The coding region runs from base 32 to 6949 and encodes 2305 amino acids.